CCGGGGCCAUGGAGGAGCUGAGCAGCGUGGGAGAGCAGGUCUUCGCCGCGGAGUGCAUCCUCAGCAAGCGGCUCCGCAAGGGCAAGCUGGAGUACCUGGUCAAGUGGCGGGGCUGGUCCUCCAAGCACAACAGCUGGGAGCCCGAGGAGAACAUCCUUGAUCCACGACUCCUCCUCGCUUUCCAAAAGAAGGAACACGAAAAAGAAGUGCAGAAUCGGAAGAGGGGCAAGCGGCCCAGGGGCAGGCCCAGGAAGCAUGUGGAACCAGAGAUGCCUGCAAAAACUAAGUCAAGUAGCUCCUCUUCCUCCACAUCCUCCUCUUCCUCCUCCUCUGAUGACGACGACGAAAGUGACCUGGAAGCCAAGAGAGGUCCCCGCAGCAGAGAGACUCACCCGGUACCGCAGAAGAAAGCUCAGAUCCUGGUGGCGAAGCCGGAGAUGAAAGACACUUCCAGGAAGAAGCGUGGGAGGAAACCUCUUCCCCCAGAGCAGAAAGCGGCUCGAAGGACCGUGAACCUGACAAAGGUGCUGAAAACGUCCCGGAAGGAGGUGGGUGGCAGCGCCAAGCUGCUGGGGAAGCUGCAGCCCCAGCACGGCACGCAGGGCUCGGGCAUGGCCGGGUUGAAGGACGCGCCGGGCGCCUUGGCUGGGCUCAGCUCGGGGGGGUCGUCAGCAGAAAACCUGCCCAACAUGAUGAAGAGCGGCUCCGCCAGCCCCAGCCGGGCCAUCAGCUGGCAGAGCUCCAUCGUGCACUACAUGAACAGGAUGUCCCAAAGCCAGAACGCGGCAGAGACCUCCCCGCUGGGCAGGCUGGCGCUGAAGGCCCAGGCGGCCAGUAAGGGCGGCUUGGGGCUGGACUUAAAGAUGAGGAACCAGAAAGGGUGUGGGGAGCUCGGGCUGAGCGUGCAGGGACCCAAGACUGCCAAGGCUCCUAGCGGCGGUGCUGGAGGGGACCAGAAAUCGGGGUUUGCUGCGGGAGGCCAAACGCUGCACAAUGGCAGCAAGAUGCCGGCCAGCUCGCCCGGGGCUGGCAGCCAGGCGGCCUCCAGCCAGGAGCUGAACCUCCAGGCUCUGAACCUGCAGAGCGUCAAGAACGGGCCGAGCUCGGCCGGCGGGAGCAGCCUCCCUCGCCACCUCUGCGGUGCCCUCUCCAAAGGCUCCGGCGGUGGCGCGGCGGCAAGCGCGGGUGCCGGCGGGGCGAAGGGCAGCGCGGCGGGUGCCGGGUUGAGCGCUGCCGGUGCCGGUGUGCUCUCGGGAGGGGACGGCGGCAAGAGCGAGAAGCAGGCGCAGCGGGCAGGCGACAGGGACUUGGCCAAAAGCGGCCCAGCCGGCACGCAGGAGGGGCACGCGGCCGCCGAGAGCUGCAAGCCGGCCGCCCUCUCCGAAGUGAGCACAGGCGAAGAGACCAGCUCGGAUUCGGACCGGGAUUCGGCUUCCUUCCCCGGCGUGGGUCAGAACAUGUCUGUCUCUAUCCAGACCAGCCAGGACUGGAAACCCACCCGCAGCCUGAUCGAGCACGUCUUUGUCACCGAUGUCACCGCUAACCUGAUCACAGUGACAGUCAAGGAGUCCCCCACCAGCGUCGGGUUUUUCAACCUACGGCAAUACUGAGCGCGGGAGCACGAGAGGAGGGGGAAGGUCCUGCAGCCUCUCCCUCGGCUUUGCCCGGCUCUUCCAUCAGGUUUUUCUUUCUUCAAGUGGAUGCGUGAGACCUGCUGGGACUCGAGUCCAGAGGGGCUUAAGAAAGACACGGUGAAACCUGCUCAGAACUGCCAGCGGGUCGAUGGAUCCCUCCCGGCUUCUCUCCAUCCCCUCCCGGAGCCCGAGCCCCCGGUGGAGCGGCUGACGCCGUUCUCCGGGAGCAGGGGCUCUGGUGCUGCCGCGGGGGACGGGCUGGCAAGUUUUGAGCCAGGCUUCACUGUCGGUGGGUUUCUUCGCUUUACAGCUGGAAACAGCAGCUGAUGACAAGGUCUGCGGCUCGGGCAGCGGGGAGAGGGUGUGGAGCUGCCAUGGGCCAGGUUUAUACUGAGGAGAGGAAAAGAAGAUCCUUUUCCUUCCUCUGGGCUCCCCGCGAAUCUGUCUGUGAGCCGCGGGGAGCCGCAAAUCAAUCCAAAUGAGACAGCCGCUGCUCCCAGCCCGGGGGGGCGGCUGUGCAUGGGGGUUUUCAGGGUACAUUCAGCCCAGCCACCCCCCUGGGCAAGGUCACUUCCAAUGAUGGUGAAGUCCACGACGUUUCUGUUGUGGUUUCCAGCUGAUAGGGAAAUAUUGUUUACAUUUUUUAUCAAGGAAAUAUCCUCUUCUUUUUCUUUUUUUUUUUUUUUUUUUUUUUUUUUGAGGGAGGGGAAUAAACCCAGCCUCGGGAAGACUGAAUCCUGGGUGCCACUGAUGAGACGGGGCACCAAAGGUGCCUCUUUCGGAGCUGGGGGCGGCUGGCAAUGGGUACCUCCUUCCCCCCGGGCAGGGUCCCGCCUUGGGCAGCAGCGAGAGCCGCCGGCGUCUUCGCGGUGACCCGACUUUCAGAGGAAAGCGCGGCCCAAAUCGCUGUGUGGCCCAGGGAGCCCCAGCGCCGCUCCUCCGCCUCCCGCCAGCAUCGCCAGCACCUCCCCCUCUCCUGCAGCACUUCCCAGGCUCUUGUAGGGACCAAGUCAGGGAAGACUUUAUUUUAUUUUUUUUUAAGUCUUGCGGAACGUGGGAACCCCUCCAGCGGCAGGUAGGUUGGUAUUCGGCCUGAUGGGCAUCUGCAAGGUCGGUGCUGCCAUUUGGCUGAAGAGCAGCGGCCGGGCAGAGCCGGGGGCGAGUGAGCCUGUGCUGGGGCGCUCACCGAGCGGGACUCACACUCAUCACCUCUUCCUCCAGCCGGGGGGGCUCAGAAGCCGGUC
This is a messenger RNA of Chroicocephalus ridibundus (black-headed gull), 2878 nucleotides long. RefSeq names its product chromobox 2 (gene CBX2). NCBI's taxonomy places the organism in Eukaryota, Metazoa, Chordata, Aves, Charadriiformes, Laridae. The record is from RefSeq and is a predicted model, not a curated record. Bases 9 to 1610 code for a protein of 533 amino acids. Gene Ontology annotation, cellular component: heterochromatin; PRC1 complex. Gene Ontology annotation, biological process: negative regulation of transcription by RNA polymerase II. The transcript is spliced from 5 exons.